This is a messenger RNA of Talaromyces proteolyticus, 1446 nucleotides long. Its product is annotated as putative MFS multidrug transporter. The coding region runs from base 1 to 1446 and encodes 481 amino acids. The record is from RefSeq and is a predicted model, not a curated record. The transcript has 4 exons. NCBI's taxonomy places the organism in Eukaryota, Fungi, Ascomycota, Eurotiomycetes, Eurotiales, Trichocomaceae. Gene Ontology annotation, biological process: transmembrane transport. Gene Ontology annotation, molecular function: transmembrane transporter activity.
AUGAGCACUGAGCCUAGUAACGCUCCUCCAACAGAGCCAAAAUGCACAUUUGUUGAUUUUGACGGUCCUGAUGAUCCAGCAAACCCUUGGAACUGGCCUGUGGGUAAGAGGCGUCUGCUAUCAGCGAUAAUAGCCCUAUCAACAAUGUUCGUCGCCAUGGGAAGCAGUAUCUUUGCAAAAGCCAUUCCCUCCCUCAUGGCCACACACGGCAUUAGUCGCGAAGUCAGUACCCUCGGCGUUUCAUUGUACGUGCUAGGCUUUGCAACAGGGCCUAUCAUAUGGUCCUCGCUUAGCGAACUCAAAGGACGUUAUCUACCCCUUACGACUUCAAUGUUUGGUUUCUCCGUCUUCUGCUUUGCCACCGCUCGAUCCGGGAAUGACCUCGCUUCGAUCUUUAUCUGCCGUUAUUUCACCGGUUUUUUUGGCGCUGGGCCUCUAACAUUGGCUAGUGCCGCAUUUGCAGACAUGUAUCGCCCAAAAGAACUUGCGCCGAUGAUAACUCUGUAUGCUUUAACCGUGUUUUUGGGCCCUCUCAUCUCACAACCCAUCGGCGGCUUCAUCGUCCUCAAUGAAUCCCUUGGAUGGGAAUGGACUGAAUACCUACCAGGAAUUCUCGGCAGUGUUGCCUUUUUCUCUCUUUUAAUCCUUCUCCCCGAAUCCUACCGGCCCGUCAUCCUCGCCCGCAAAGCAGACAGACUGCGGCGCGAAACUGGUGAUUGGUCAAUCAUAUCCAAGCACGACACCAUCGCCCUCGACCUACGCACCGUCAGCCGCGAGUAUCUCUUCUUACCACUGCGCAUGCUCGCUCUCGACCCGAUUGUUCUAUGCAUGUGCACUUUCGGCGCCUUCGUCUACGGGCUUCUAUACCUGUUCCUAACGGCCUACCCGAUCAUCUUCCAGCAAAUCUAUCACAUGAACCCCGGUGUCGGUGGUCUCCCUUAUCUCGGUAUCAUGGUUGGCCAAUGUCUGUGCGUCAUUGCUACGCUCAUUUACCAGCGUAUGUGGGUGUUCCCACGCCUGCAUAUGAAUAAGGGCCAGAUGAAGCCGGAAUGGACUAUUCCUCUCGCGAUUCCCGGCGCAGCUGCUUUCUCGGCUGGCCUGUUCUGGCUCGGUUGGUCGGGGUACAGGGGGGAAGUUCACUGGAUUGUGCCUACAGCAUCGGGGGUUCUGUCCGGGUUUGGCUUGUUGGCUAUGUUCGUGCCGUCGGUUUCGUAUAUUGUCAAUGCGAGGCAGAACAGAUCUGCCUCUGCCGUCGCCGCUCAUAUGCUCUUCCGAUCCAUUUUUGGCGCUGUGUUUCCUCUCUUCGCCACUUAUAUGUUCCAAUCCCUCGGCGUGGAGUGGGCCUGCACUCUCCUCGGCUGCGUCGCAGCCCUAAUGCUUCCUAUCCCGUUGAUACUCUACCUUUACGGCGAACGGAUUCGGAAGAGCGUCAAAAUUGAAUAUUAA